Messenger RNA from Caenorhabditis angaria, 4699 nucleotides. The record is from the annotation of a GenBank genome assembly. Lineage: Eukaryota; Metazoa; Nematoda; Chromadorea; Rhabditida; Rhabditidae.
AUGAAGUAGGUGUCACUGUAGGAAUCAACAAGAGCUAAAUAAAUAAUAGUUGUUAUAUAUAAUCCAGCUAUUUUCCAUUUUCCAUGAGCGAUUUCCAAUGGAAUUCCAAGAAAUAUUCUUAUGAAAACAAUUGGUAUAUAAAGUAUCAAACAAAUUUUCAAUAAGUUUUUCCGUUCUUGAUUCAUUGUUUCCAUAAUAAUAGUAAUUACAUAGAGCAAAUAAACCUGAAAUUAUUUAGAAUUCAUUUAAAAUCUUGUAUUCAACCUGCAGCAAAAUUGUAAUAAUCAUUAAAAACGGUAUAGAAUUAGCUGCUCUUGGCCUUUGCUCCUUGGUAAGCAUUAAAUAAGAAUAAUACUUUAAUUGUGUCCAUUUUGGAGGAAUAUCUUCAGGCCGAACACGUCGAAAUGGAUCGAAAUCCGACAUUCGAUAAAUGUCUAUGUAGAAAAUAAAUUGGGAAUUGCAAACAUUAAAUAAAUAAACAGUUGUUAUAAAGAGACCAUUUUUUCUUCAGAAUUGGACAUCGUUUCGAGACUUUGGCACCAAAACGAAUUUUAUAUUGGACGACGAUUUUUGGCGCGCAAGCAAAGUCACAACAAUUGGCUGAUUGUACGGGAUUGACUGUGAGUUUUGGGAUUGAUAUUUUUUGGGAAAAUGGUGUAAAUAUUGUGAAUCUGAAAACUCUAAAUUUCAAAACCAGGAAAAAGAAUUCAAAAUUUUCAUUCAUAAAUAUCAAAGUUCCAAUCCAAAUGGCUGAAUUCCUGUGGUGCAAAAUUGAAAAGAACUUCCGAUUGAAAUCAAUAAUCCAUGUAAACUUACAAGUAUUCUACAAUUUCACAAUAUUCAUGAAUUAAAAUACAGCUAAAAUUCUUUUUAUAGUAAAAUAGAUCUUCGAUGUGGUUCCAUAUUUUUUUGUUUGAAAAAUUAUCACGUGAAAUAAUUAGGUCAAAUCAUGAAUUUCGAAAAUAAUUUAUCAAAUAAAAAUAACGUAAACGUGACCUAGUUUAAUCCACGUUUUUCUCACAAACAAGAAAACAAUUGGGAACCCCAUUUAUUAUUUUUUGGGAUAUGAGAACACCCCGUUAAAUAUUUGUUCAAAAAUUGGAAAAUACCUUCCGGUUUUAUAUUUUUGUUUGAUUACACUAACCUAGCUUACAAGGCCAUCUUACCUGGCCUAAUCUUAAAAGGGAGAGGCGGUAACUACGGUUGUUAGCCCCCAAUUUGUCAGUUUCGACAAAAAGGGGUUACACCUUCUCGCCAUCGGUGAGGCCAACCUUUUGAGAAGGCCCCCUCCCUUUCCCAUGUGAAAGAUCCUCGGAGGAGAUUCGGGCCUUUUUGGCAAAUCCCGAAUCUUUCGAUCUGUUAUGAAAAAUCUGAAACCCGUUCCCGGACCGAAGGCUUAAUUUCUCGUCGAUCGUCGAUUUCCUCCAUCAUAUUCCUCUAGUUCACCUAGCAACUGUACACAAACAAUUACCCCAGACACCUAAGAAAUUUAGUAGAAAAUUUGGGAAUAAAGUUUGAAUAUAUAUCGAGAUAUAUAUUCAAAGUUUACCCCAAAUGACAAUCCUGCCACAUCAGACGACAAUACGUCCGGUAGCGCUAUCGGUUUCUGAUUUUUUCUAUUGAGUUAAACUAAAAAAAGGUGUAAGUAAGAUUUUUUUUUUGAAUUUAUGAUAAAUAAAAAAUAGUGAAAAUAUGAAUAAUAGAGUUAAGUACGAGUGUUGAAAAAGAAACGCAAAGUCGCCUGAUGUUUCGGAUCGUGGUGGAUAGAUUUAAAGGAAUUGACAAGAGCAUGUGUAAAAGUUGCUUCCCAGCAACUCUGUCUCAAGCAACCCAUAAUUUAGCACAACCCCGAAGGAUUAUGAAGUAUCUGAGAAGUUUGUGUACAGCGCCCCGUUUCCGGGCCUCACGUAAAAUACGAUCCUAGGCUGGUUUAUCCCAGAGGUCCGUUUUGUUUCGAUUGUCAUGCCAGCCAGAAGCCCCCGGUCCACCUGAAAAGAAACCUCCCAAAAAAAUUAAACUGACCUCACCUUCUCCUCCUCCUCGUCGUCGUCGAUGGUCGAUGAAUCCAGCAAUAUCUCCUGAGGUAACCUGGCAGACUGGAUCCCCAGACACGAAGUUACUUAUUUUUGAAAUUGUUUUUUUUUCGAAUUUACUUACUUACUUACUUACUUAACCUAACACCGGACAUUAAUACGCCCGAUAGCGCUACCGUAAUUUUUUUUGAUUUAUGUUUUAGUUGAGUUAUUUUUUUAUGAUAAUUUUUUGAAAAGGUUAAAUUCAAAAGAACGUAUAAUGCCGGUGAUUGUUUCGUGCCUGGGAAUUUUAAACCAAUCGCCCCUUGCGCGGGCCUCCAGUAAAACUUAUCCUCGGCUGGUUACCGGGAGUUCCCUCUCGCAUUGUCAUAACAUUCCCGCAUUUGUUGAUUUCCGCCAUUUGCCACACGAUUGUUGUCGAAUACUGACAGUUUUCUGAACUAAUCUUCUUUUUUUCGAGAUUCACGUCGAAGAUAACAAUUAAAGGUCACGUUAUUUUAUAAUUUCAGCCAAAAUUGAUCAUUUCUUGUAUUUUUUCUUUGAAAGAAAACGUGUAUUUCUUCAACAAAUUCACAAAUGUUUUGCUUAGUUUUUUCUUUUUUUUUUAAUUACACGGUUAAUAAUUAGUGUGAAAUAUGUCUCAAGCAUCGAAUCUAAGUAGAUGUAUGAAAAAUUCUUCGGGGAAUGAUCACACAUUUCCUUUGUGAAUAAAUAGAAGGAUUUCUCGAAUAGUUACCAAAUCAUUUUUAUACUUUGGCCACAAUUUUUAGCUUGCCUGGCCAAAACCUAUUCCAUCUACCCAAUCUGAUAAAUUCUAAUAAUGUUUACAGGAUCGAUGUGUCAUUGAUUUCAAUCGCGAUCAAAUCAAUGCUUCCGAUGCUGUUGUUUUCCACGGUGCUGAUAUUCAUAGUUCUCCACUUCCUGAUCAAAAUACCCGUCGCCCACAGCAAAUCUACGUUUUCCACACAAUGGAAACACCAAAAAACUCCCGCAAGAACAAUGUUUUCAUCCCACCCAAUUUCUUCAAUUGGUCCCUGACUUUCCUCCAAGAAUCUGAUGCCAUUUCAAAAUAUGGUUCAUUUUUCAUUUCGAGCCAAAAAGCUGAAAGUCGCGGAUUCAAAAUUCAAAGUUAUUAUGUGCAACCGAAACGAAUUACGAAGAAAUCGAGAAAUGGAAUAUUUGGAUUGAUUUCGAAUUGUUAUACAGAUUCAAAAAGAGAAUUAGCAUUUGAGGAAUUGGCCAAAUAUAUUAAUGUGACAAUUGGUGGAAAAUGUGGAAAAACUGCAGAAUUACGAGAUAUUUGCCCAAUGGGAAGCUUUUGUUUGGAUAUUUUUGAACAGUAUCCAUUUUAUAUUGCUGUCGAGAAUACGGUAGGUGUUUGGUUAGAGGGUAAAUUUGUUCUCGAAAAAUGCUUUUUUUAUUAUAGGUUUGCAACGAUUACAUCACUGAAAAAUUCUGGAAUCGUAUUUCAGUUCCAAGUAUUCCAAUUGUAAUGCGGCGAAAAAACUUAUGAAUCGUAAGUUUUUUACGGGAUUUUCAGAAGUGGAAAAUCCUGAAACUUAUGUUUUUUUAAUUUUUCAAUUGUUAUCAUCAACUCCAAUUUUAUUGCACUUAUUAAAUUUUUUAUGAGUCAUAAAAAUCUAGAAAUUUUUAGAUCACAUUGCUGUUUCAGAAAAGGUUAAAGACUUUUUAACUUAAAGUUUCAAUAUUAUUUUUAAGUUGCAGAUAGGAAUAUUGUUAGACAUUUCAAUAUUAAAAGAAAUUUGAUGUGGAUUUUUCUCAGAAAAAUCUAUGUGAUCAUAACAUUAGAAGAGCAGAACUAAUUGUAAAUUUUUUGCUGUUUCAAAAAAUGUUGAGAAGAAUAUUUUUAGAUACAUUGAAAAACAAAAAAAUAGCUUCAAAUUGGUAAAUUAAUUCAAAACUUUGAAAUCUUUAAAAAAAAAUUCCACGUUGAUUUUCUGAAAAAAAUUAAUUUUGAAGUGAAAAAAUGUGUCCAAGACUCGAAUUAAAGGUAUUUUUGCUGUUUCAAUUUCCCCCGAAAACUCUACAAAUAUCCCAUUUUCCAGAACAUUCCCACCAAAAUCGUUUAUCGCAAUGGAUGACUACAAAAAUCCGCAUGAAAUGGCGAAUCAUUUGAGAGCUCUCGAAUCCAAUAGUACUGCAUAUUUGGAAUAUUUUGCUUGGCGCCAAUUUGGAACUUGGACAACUGCACCUUGGAAUGCGCCUGGAUAUCGAAAUGGAAUUUGUCGAGUUUGUGAAUUGUUGUGGAAACAAAGUGAUAAAAAUGCGACGGACGAUUUGAUUCCGGAAAAAGCGGUAAGGGUUUUUGAAUCUUAAAAUGAAUAUUAGUGGAAAAUUUGUAACUUAACAGAGGCUGAGCAAAUAUCCAUGGAAAUCUAAUUGCAUAAGUUUGUUCGUUUACUGAGACUCAAAUAUUUAUGUCAAAUAAUCAAUUUUCAAAAAACCAUUUCCAUAGGAUUACUCAUGAUAAAACUUGAAAUUAUUUCAAAAAUUUCGGAAUUUUGGGUCUAAAAAUGAAAAUCACAAAAUAUGGAGUCAAAGUUCAAAUAUUCACCGUUUUCCAGAUUCCUGAUGUUUGGAAAUGGUAUGAAGAGAAAGCACAAUGUGAAAAUGAUGAAUUUGUACAAAAAUGGAUAUCUUCUUGA